Messenger RNA from Fusarium subglutinans, 444 nucleotides. RefSeq lists its product as uncharacterized. The coding region runs from base 1 to 444 and encodes 147 amino acids. NCBI's taxonomy places the organism in Eukaryota, Fungi, Ascomycota, Sordariomycetes, Hypocreales, Nectriaceae. The transcript is spliced from 2 exons. The record is from RefSeq and is a predicted model, not a curated record.
AUGCCAAAACAACAAACCCCGGACGCGCUCAAGAUUGACCAUAGCGACGCUAGAGCGCGCAAGCUAUAUAUGAUUGCAUUUUCUGGAGCUAUUAACCACUUUGAUUACGAGAGAUAUCAGUCUGCGGUCAAAGUUGCAAAGGGGAAUGUCUGCGCUGCUCUUGAACGAGAUAGAUUUUCCUCGGUCGGUGCAGCGUACUUCUCUUACAAGCUGGACUUGGCUGUUUGGGACAUCUACUUCGGCGAUCUUGGCAAGGACAAGCCCGCAUGCCCCUGGACAGCUCGCCCUGCACAGAAUCUCAACGACGAAGUCUCCGAAGAGUACAACGACUGGCGUUACCAACGCGGAUUGACUGACUCCAGUCAGUACGAGACGGACGUGUCUCGUGAUGGUCUCAGCGCGCAAGAGAUCAAUUCCUGUGAUAUGAGUCUCCCCUCCGUUUAA